Messenger RNA from Colletotrichum karsti, 3201 nucleotides. Its product is annotated as cfia complex component. Gene Ontology annotation, molecular function: mRNA binding; protein binding. Gene Ontology annotation, cellular component: nucleus. The record is from RefSeq and is a predicted model, not a curated record. Gene Ontology annotation, biological process: mRNA 3'-end processing. The transcript has 3 exons. The coding region runs from base 1 to 3201 and encodes 1066 amino acids. Lineage: Eukaryota; Fungi; Ascomycota; Sordariomycetes; Glomerellales; Glomerellaceae.
AUGGAUUCCGAACUCCCAGAGAACGGCCAACAUGUUGAGGGUGCGUCUUGGGGAGAAGAGGGAUAUGGAAGACAAGAGAUACAGCAUAGCGACCAACAAAGUCAAGAUCCUGCCUUCUCACUUGAUCAAGCUGCGAAUGGUGACCAAGAAGAUGGUGGCGAAUAUGACCCUGCGUCAAUCAGCUACGACCCAGAGUCGGUCACGAUAACUCCAGUCCCACAGAUCACAGAUUCCCAGAGUCCGAUCAUUGCCACCGCGUCCCCGUCCACGUCCGCUCCGCCGAAGUCGAAAUCCAGCAAGCCCAAGACACAGGGAGGAUUCGUUUUGGGAGACUCUGACGAUGAGGAGGAUGCGCCGACUCCGGCGUCCAGCGCCGCUGCUGCGUCCGCCCCUGUCUCACACAACCUUUCCUCUCUUCACACAUCCACACCAGUGCAGGUCACCUCUGCCGAGCAGCCGCACGAGGCUGCUCCCGUGAGAGCCCCCAGCACCGCGUCCGCAUCUGCUGUGGCCCCCGUCCCUACUCCCACUCCCGCUCCAGCUAUUGUUCCUGUUCCUGCGCCAUCUGCCCCAGCUGUGCAGCCUGCCCUAAACAGAGACCCGAAUGACAUUUUUGGUGUUCUGGAGGAUCGUGUGAAGGAGGACCCGCGAGGUGAUCUGGACGCGUGGCUAGCUCUGAUGGCCGAGCACCGCCGCAGAGACCAGUUGGACGAGUUGCGCAACGUGUAUGACCGUUUCUUAGAGGUGUUUCCUCAAGCAGCCGACAUCUGGGCCGAAUGGGCUCAGCUUGAGCUGGACUCGAACCAGUUUCAAACCGCUGAAGCAGUCUUCAAUCGCUCCCUCGUCAACGCCCCGAACGUCAAACUCUGGACCGUCUACCUCAACUACAUCCGCAGAAGAUAUGAUCUUACCAACGACCCGAAUGGUGAGGCGCGCCGGAUCCUGACCAUGUCAUAUGAAUUUGUCAUCAGCUCUGUCGGCAUCGAUCGCGACUCGGGUCAGCUGUGGAAGGAUUACAUCCAAUUCAUCAAGAACGGGCCUGGCCAAGUUGGUGGCAGUGGCUGGCAGGAUCAGCAGAAGAUGGAUCAACUUCGCAAGGCGUACCAUCGCGCUAUCACAGUUCCCAUGUCGGCACUCACGGAUCUUUGGAAGGACUACGACCAAUUCGAAAUGAGUCUCAACAAGACUACCGGCCGCCAGUUCAUUCAGAAGCGUUCCCCUGCAUACAUGACCGCCAAGGCAUCUAACUCUCAGCUCGACCGUCUGAUUCCCCGACUUCAGCGAACAACUCUUCCCCGACUUCCUCCCGCCCCCGGUUUCGACGGUGACCAGGAUUUCAUGGAGCAGGUCGAUCUCUGGAAGAAAUGGAUCCAGUGGGAGAAGGAGGAUCCUCUCGUUCUCCAGGAAGAAGAGCCCGAAGCCUACAGAGGCCGUGUGCUUUACUGCUACAAGCAAGCGCUCAUGGCGCUUCGCUUCUGGCCGGAGAUGUGGGUGGACGCAGCUGAGUGGUGCUUUGCGAACAACAUCAGCAAGGACGGCAAAGAGCUGGGCUUGUCAUUCCUUACAGACGGCAUCGAAGCCAACCCUGAGAGCGUGCUGCUGGCGUUGAGGCACGGAGACCGUGUGGAGACGACUUACCCCGCCGCUGACGACGAUGAGAGCAAGGCUGCCCGUGCUAAGGCCAUCCGGGAGCCCUACAGCAAAGUCCUCGACAACUUGUACGCCAUGUCGAAGAAGCUCAAAGAGCGGGAAGAGCAAGCGGUUCGCAAGAUCGAGGCGGCUGCUGGGCCUGACCUUAACAUCAAGAAUUCCAUCGAGCGCAACGACGACGACGUUGACGGCGACGCCCCGCCGGCUGAGUUUGGGAAGGAGGCGCAUGUCAAGGCCGUUAAGCAUGGCUUCUCGGUGCAGGCGGAUAUGCUGAAGCGUACCAUCUCGUUUGUGUGGAUUGCACUCUGUCGGGCUGCGCGCCGAACACAGGGCAAAGGCAGCGCCUCAGCAGGCCUUCGUCAGGUGUUCAUUGAAGCCAGAAGUCGAGGCCAGUUGACGAGCGACGUCUAUAUUGCUGUGGCCAAGAUGGAAGCUCUCAUUUACAACGACCCUGCUGGUGGCAAGAUUUUCGAUCGCGGUGCCAAGCUUUUCCCCGAGGACGCGAGCUUCAUGUUGGAGUACAUCAAGUUUCUGCACUCCAAGGGCGACACCACAAAUGCUCGCGUUGUUUUCGAGACCUGCGUAAACCGCUUGACGCAGAAGGAAGACAAGAAAGACAUGGCCAAGUCACUCUACUCCUACUUCCACAAGUAUGAGUCGCAGUUUGGAGAGCUUUCGUCGAUUGCCGAACUUGAGAAGCGCAUGUCGGAGCUCUGGCCCGCGGAUUCCAAACUCACCCACUUCGCCAGCCGGUUCUCGGUUGAGACCUUUGACCCUAUCGCUUAUCGGCUCAUCAUCUCGCCCGCUGUCCAACUGCGACCCAAGAUGAUGCUUCCUGUCCCCGAGCAGCCGACGUCGGUUCGCCAAACUCCCAUGCCUCCCCCGCCCGUUCGGCAGACUGCCAGCCCGGCCCCGCAGUACAUGGGCGUCGUCAACUCGCCUAAGCGGCCCUUCGUCGGCGAUGAUUUCGAAGAGCUUAACAGGCCCCGAAAGCUCGCACGCGGAGAGUCCCCGCUCAAGGGUGCUGCCGGACGCCGACUAGACCAACAACGUCGGAACCAAGGCGCACCUCUGUCCCGAGACAUCACCUUCUUCCUUGGUAUCUUGCCGCCGGCCCACGCGUACGCUCAAUCUCCCGACGCCUAUCGUCUCAACACCUACAAUCUUGUGAACCUCAUCCAGAACACCCCUGUGCCGGACUACAGCGCUUGGAAAACCAACCAGGAGCGCAGACAAAACAAUGGUAUGCAAUCCCCUUCCGAUGGCCGUCAGGCUUCUGGUGAUUAUGCCGGAUACGUGUUUGGUGCACGGAACUCUCCUCAACGGGCCUUGAGUCCUUUUGACGGCGUUGUACGCUUCCAGCCCUCGGGUUACAGGAACUCUCCUCUCCGACCUGGGUCUAGCGGCGAUUCUCCUCACACUGCUGUUUCGACGCAGCAAGGCCAGCAGUUACCGGCUGCUGCUGUGUACAAUGGAAGCCUCAACUGGACCCAAUCACCUUCUGGCUACGACCAGGCAUCGGCGCAUUCAUUUCGCAGACAUCAAUAUUGA